This is a messenger RNA of Cynoglossus semilaevis (tongue sole), 2902 nucleotides long. It is a transcript of the gene klhl11, whose product is annotated as kelch-like family member 11. The record is from RefSeq and is a predicted model, not a curated record. Gene Ontology annotation, molecular function: protein binding. NCBI's taxonomy places the organism in Eukaryota, Metazoa, Chordata, Actinopteri, Pleuronectiformes, Cynoglossidae. The coding region runs from base 282 to 2438 and encodes 718 amino acids. The transcript has 2 exons.
GGCCACUGACUAAAAGUUGCUGAUCAGAAAUCAGCUCUCAGAGCCUCUGCACAACCAUUGUUCUGUUAGCUUAAUUUUCAAAACUGACUCUAAAUCAGCAAGUCAACUGUCAUCUGUGAUUGACGUCAUUUCGUUUGUUUCUUGUGCUGACGAACCUGACCAACUACCAAUCACAUCUGAGCUGUCAACGAGCUGGCCAAUUGGUGUUAGGGGGCGGGGGAUCACAUACACCGCCUGUGUAAACUUUUUUACUCAGCCCAGGCUUAGAAAUUGUUGCAUGUAUGACAGUCUUGGACGUUUUGUUCACCUGUGUUUUCGAUGUCUUUAAGUGUUUCCCAAAGAUAGCUCGUAGCUUUGGUUUGCUCCUGAGACCUACGUGCUUUUCCUGCACCAUGGCAGCAGCGAAAGCCGUAGUUGUACUGGUAGAAGAACCAGAGGACUACUGCAGGAGCAGUGUAGGUGACGCACAGGGAAAACUACCGGAUGACGGAGAAGCUGAGGAGGCCGAGGAAGAGUUCUCCUGUUCGGCCUACUGCUCGGACCUCUCCCGACGGCAGAAUGAGCAGAGGAAGGAGGGACUGUUCUGCGACGUUACGCUGGUCUUCUGCUCCGGGCUCGGCGGGAAGAGGGUCCAGACCUUAACCGCUCACCGCACGGUUUUAUCGGCGGCGUCGCACUACUUUACGGUGCUGCUGGGCGGACAAUUCGCAGAGUCUCGGUCUGGUCGAGUGGAGCUCAAGUCAUGGGGCUGUGAAAAAGGACUGGACCCAGAGACUGUGAGGAGUGUCAUUCAGUUCAUGUAUACUGGAGAGAUAACAGUCACCACGGCUAAUGUGCACCAAGUGCUGGAACUCGCUGACAGGUUCCUGCUGGGGCAGCUGAAGAGCUUCUGCGGAGACUUUCUGAUGAACAAGUUGAAUUUGUCCAACUGUGUUGCCGUGCACAACCUGGCUAACAUGUACACCCUGGACCACCUGGCUGCAGGAGCUGGCAGGACCAUUAGAAUGAACUUCCACAAAGUUAUCAACAAUAAGGAGUUUCUCACAAUACCGUUUCACCUGCUGCGGGACUGCCUGUCGGACACAGGAAUCGCUGUAGAGUCCGAGCAAGAGUUGUUUGAGGCCAUCGUGCGGUGGGUGCACCAAAACCUGGAGGGUCGAGAAAAGCACUUUGAAGAGCUGUUCAGGCUGUUGAGGCUGUCACAGAUCCCCCCGUCCUUUCUGAUGCAGGUAAGAAAGGAACCUCUAGUGGCCAAAAGCGACUCGUGUCUCAAGCUGGUGUCUGACACUCUAGAGGCUCAUGCCAUUUACUUUGAGAGCUAUCAAGCAGCUAAUGCAGAGGCCCGCGGCAUGUUGGCUGAUCAGCCACGUUUCGGUCAGAUCAUGGACGUAAUCAUGGUGGUCGGCGGUGUUUCAGACGGCGGAGAGUAUGUGAGUGAAUGUGUGGGCUAUUUUGUUGCUGAGGACCGCUGGGUCAACCUGCCAAGCAUUCACACACACCUUGACGGACACGCCAUCGCAGUGACAGAUAGCCAUGUUUAUGUGGCAGGCUCAACGGAGCCCGGCUUUGCUAAGAUGGUAGAGCGCUACAAUCCCACCCUCAACACCUGGGAGCAGGUCUGCAAUCUAGACUCGCGCAAACACGCCCUCGGCCUGACGUGUGUCAAAGACACACUGUACUGUAUUGGUGGACAUGGAAACUUCAGUCCGGGCUUUAAGGAUGUUUCUGUCUACGAGCCGGAGGUGAAUGAGUGGCAUAAUCUUGAGCCAGCACCAAAGAUCCUCAGGGAUGUGAAAACAGUGAGUGUAGAGGACCGAUAUGUGUACGUGGUGGCCAGAACACCCGUGGACUUGGACCACGACGACGGACUGAGCACCGUGAUGACCUGCUUCGAUACGGAGAGACAUAAGUGGCAGGACGUGGACUCCUUACCGCUCAUCGAUAACUACUGUACUUUUCAAAUGGCCGUGGGCUCCACUAACUUCUACCACACUGCCACCUGUUGCCCCAAAAACUACAUGGUCACAGCUGAGGCAGCGCAGCAGAAAAUAAGCAGAAACAUUCCAGAUGACAUUCUCCAUAGCCUCCCUCCAGAGGUCCUUGGUUUGGAGGGGGCAGCCAUUUGCUACAUGGGUGAAGACAUAUUCAUCAUCGGUGGCUGGAGGAAUAACAACAUCAUGUACAAGCAGUACUGCAAGGAGGUGUACCGUUACUGUGGCAAGAAGAAGCGCUGGAUGCUGUUACCACCCUUACCUCGGCCCCGCUACCGGGCAGCGGCCUGCCAUGUUCGUAUUCCCUACCAGUAUCUUCGUGGCCGCCCCAACUACCCGGUGCCGCUGAACCUAGCUUGUGAGCGGUACCAAAGGCAGCAAAUUGAGCAGCUACAUCACCGCACCAUUUCUCUGUGGAGGCAGUUUCAGUCUCAAAUCGAAUGUUGAGUCAGAUAUUUGACCUUAUCUGCCUGGUUAGGGUUUGUUAACACCUAAUCCACUUCGAAUGAAAUCUACGGUGAUUAAGAAAUUCAGUAUUGGAUUUUUGUGUUCUUUGAAUGUGUUAACCGCACUAACUGAUUAUUGUCUUAUUUGUCUUGUUCUGUGCUGUGACUGCAGAGUUCAGUUUUUAUGUUACUGUUCAAAGUGCCUGUCAGCUGUAGUCACUGGGAUAGUCAAUGGGACUAAAGCAUUUUUUGACCUACUUGUAGUCAGGAGUUGUAAGUAAAUUAUUUUAUGGAAGCUGUUGAUCUUCCAAAAAAAAAAAAUCUAAAAGAAAAUACAUUAAAAUUCAUUGUUGACAGUGUUAAGCACAAGUGAAAUUUUGGCGUAAGUGUGCCCAUAUGUAUAAAUACACAUAUUUUGUAACUGUGUAGUAACUGUGCAAAUAUACAAUAAAAGCACUACAACAA